Messenger RNA from Thlaspi arvense, 1665 nucleotides. The record is from the annotation of a GenBank genome assembly. NCBI's taxonomy places the organism in Eukaryota, Viridiplantae, Streptophyta, Magnoliopsida, Brassicales, Brassicaceae.
AUGUUCGAUAAAGUUUUAAUUGUGCUCUUAGCUUGCACAUCCUUGAAGCAGAGCAUAGCCAAAAAUCACUCAACUCUUGGAACAUUGAAUGAUACGGAUACACGAUCAGGCAUGGAGUGCAACAAAGACGAGGCGGCAAGGGCAAAAGAAAUCGCAGAGAAGAAGUUCCAUAUGCAAGACAUGUCUGGUGCCAAGAAAUUCGCCUUGAAAGCUCAAAGUCUGUAUCCAGAGGUAGAAGGUGUUUCUCAGAUGAUAGCUACUUUCGAUGUGUACAUCGCUGCGGAGAACAAAGUAAACGGGGAAACAGACUGGUACGGAAUACUCAACGCAACUCCGCGAGAUGAUGAUGAAACCUUGAAGAGAAAGUACAGGAAGCUCGCUCUGAUGCUUCACCCCGAUAAAAACAGCUCUGUAGGAGCCGAUGGAGCAUUCAAACAUGUAUCUGAAGCUUGGAAGUUCUUGUCAGACAAGGAGAAGAGAGCAGCUUAUGACCGUAAGAAGAGUUUAAACACCAUGUAUCAGAAGGUCUCAGUCUCAUCUGCUAACAGCGGCUUCUGCAACUUCCCCAAGACUAACUUCACCUCAAACGCAAGAACCACUGCCCAGAAAAACAACCCACCGGUCCAGAAAAACAACCCACCGGUCCAGAAGAACAACCCGUCGGUUCAGAAGAACAACCCGCCGGUCCAGAAGAACAACAACCCGCAAAAACCAGUCGGUAACACACAAAAGCCAGCACGGGCCGAUCAUCAUACAGCAACACCAAGCUCAUUUACUGCACCUGUGGCAUCGGAACAACCAAAGUCGAUUACUUUCUGGACAGUCUGCAGGAGAUGCAUGAUGCAGUACGAGUAUCUCAGGACAUAUGUUAACUGUAAGCUUCUGUGCCCUAACUGUCUACAGUCGUUUCCAGCAGCAGAAGUGCCUAUACCAGGUAUGUCAAGCCGUUGGAGUAGUCUCAGCAGCCGUCUCAAGCGAAACCUCGAUUCAAAGUCAUCUGCGAAUACUACUUCAGGUGUAUUCAGCAACUCCAAGUGGACAUUCUCGAGAGCAAGCAGUGCAGCUCAUGCCGCAAGUGUGGUUCAGCAGGCUUAUGAGAAGGUAAAGCAAGACCGUGAGGCGAAAGCAACCGAGAGAAGGGAAAAGAAGAAUGCCAAAAGGAAGAGCUCUAGUACUAUGACUGAUUCGUCUGCUUCUGGUAAAAAGAGGAGAGUAGUAGUAGGAGAAACAGAUAUUGGUUGCUCUGGUGGAAGAAAGGUCACAUAUCAUACCAAUGGUGAAACUGGAAAAAACAUGGAGAAGUUAUCUCCCGGACCCAAGAAAAAGACUAGCAAGGAGGGUAAAUCAAGGUCGAAUGUAGCAGUCUGAAUCAGGUGAAGGAGUUUUUUUAUUUUUGUUUUGUUUUUGAGUUUAUACAGGGAUAAUUGUGAUGAAUGUGUUUAUUAUUAUUAGCUUCAGGCUAUAACCAGACCUAUCAUUCUAGGUUAUGUUUUGUAUGUUUGGGUCAUUUUGGUACUCUUUUGGUUCUAACAUUGUAGAGAGAAGAGAGACAUGGGUCUCUCUGGUAAAUGCUCUGUUUCAGUGCUCUUAAAGGAAGAAGAUGUACUUUAAAAAAGCUCUCACUAUGUAUUAGUUCUCAUAAAAAUCCGAAUCUCUCUAACAAAA